Laccaria bicolor S238N-H82 is the source of this 1359-nucleotide messenger RNA. RefSeq lists its product as uncharacterized. Lineage: Eukaryota; Fungi; Basidiomycota; Agaricomycetes; Agaricales; Hydnangiaceae. Bases 1 to 1359 code for a protein of 452 amino acids. The record is from RefSeq and is a predicted model, not a curated record. The transcript has 3 exons.
AUGACACCCAGUGCCGGCUUCAGUCUCAUCCGAAGGCCCAAGUUAGACCCCGACGCCGGUCCUCCCAAGACCGCCAUGGCCGCUUUAAGGCAAGCCAAAACUGCCGAACGUCUUGCAAAUCAGAAUGCCGCCAUUGCGAAAGGCAAUUAUCAGCUUGCGGAUAUCCCCUGUGAGGCCUGCAGCAAACGCCAAGAUCGAGACAUUGUUCCAUGCGCUAUCCGUUCCCCCCCACAACAAGGAUCCUGCUUCACCUGCAGUACGGGUAAGACGACCUGCACAUAUGCAGUAACCAAGAAAAAGGACACCGACAGUGAGGUCGAAGACGAGAUCCAAAAGGGGUUGCAGGAUCUUGAAACGGCCGCAGUCUCCGGGGGAGAUGCCCAAGUGAAGAUCAAACUCCGAGACCAACAAGCGCAAGUCAGCGUCAUGGAGUCGUCUACCCCUACUAUGCGAGAGUAUUCGGCAUUUGUGGUCCGAAAACAAGAUAUUGACGCAAGUGCCCUUCUCCCCCCGGCGGUUGACUCACCCGUGACCCUGUCACAACGUCUUUUGGCGCUCGAAGAGAUUACCCGGUGUAUUCAAGAUCAAGAUUUGGCUAGCCGUCCUCUGUCGGAGAAAAUUGCAAGUCUAGAGACCUCCGUUUGGUUUCAGGAAGAAAAAAUCACCGGAGCGACUCGCCGGAUGGACCGUAUUGAAGAGUCUGCCCACAUGCGUUGGAAGGAAACACAAGAAGAUUUGCAGUCCAUCCGAAGUGAUCACCAGAGACUGGAAGCCGAGGUGAGGGAAGCCGUCAAGACACUGGAGAACAAGUGGGAGACUACGCCAGCUGCGUUACAAGAGAGUCUCACCCGGGGCUUUGAGAAACUUGCAAGCCGCAUCGAAACUGCCGAGCUAACGCUCCACGACCUCACCAAAUCCGUCACUACUAUUUCGGAGCUCAACCUGCGGCUCGGUGCUCGCCAAUCAAGUCUGGAAUCGCUCAUUAUCCAGUUCCUCGGCAACAAGGAGAAGAAGCACACUGGCAUCAAUACCGAUCGCUCAGUCUCACCCGACCGCGGUCAGAAAAGCCAGCAGGUACAAGUCUCCCCAACCCCGGGUGUCGUUCUGCCAAACCCAGUUUCAACCGAUCACGCGCAAGUCUCUCCAACCCCGGCCGUCUUUCUGCCUCCAGCAUCUGAGAGCCCAGCGGUCCUUCUGUUGGCGCCAAACCCAAUUCCUCCAACCCGGGCAAGUUCGCCCGGUCCUUACAUUGGGGGUAAUAGGAAGUCACCUCGGCUACAGAAACUCGAACCCACACUUCAAACCCCCGCACAGAUUACAAACAAUGAUGUCCAAACUGUCCAAACUCCGUCUACUUAA